UUUAUCUGGGACCGCCGCAUUUCGACUUGACGUCUCAGUUCGGUUUGCAGCGUCCAAAACAAGUCACCUGCAAGUCAUCUCUCCGACUGCCCAAAAGAGCACCGCAUUACAACCAUUCACCCCGAAGUUGUGCGAUGGAUUCUUUGACAAUUGCUACGCUGCUUGUAGCUGGGGUUCUCUCUGCAACAAGCGCAGCACAACUGGAGACGGAAUGUUACACCGCCAAUGGGAAGGAUUACAGGGGCUGCCAGAACCAGACCUGUCUUCUAGGAGGGAAGCCCUGUCUUUUCUGGAACGAAACCUUUCAGCACCCCUACAACACCCUCAAGUACCCUAACGGAGAAGGAGGACUGGGCUCCCACAACUACUGCAGGAACCCAGACGGUGACGUUCGGCCUUGGUGCUACAUCACGGAUCACGACGACGGAAUCUACUGGAAGUACUGCGAUAUUCCCACCUGCCAGAUGCCUGGGAACAUGGGCUGUUUCAAGGACAGCGGUGACCCCCCCACUCUCACCGGGAGCAGCGAGACCUCCAACAAGCUCACCAUCCAGAACUGCAUCAGCCUGUGCCGGAAGCAGAGGUACAAGCUCGCCGGGAUGGAGUCCGGAUACGCCUGUUUCUGUGGCAACGACCCUGACUACCGUCGCCACGGCGAAGCGGCCAGCACCGAGUGCAACCACGUGUGCUUUGGCGACCACACCCAGCCCUGUGGCGGAGAUGGACGUGUCAUCAUCUUUGACACAAGGGUGGGGGCCUGUGGCGGUAACUACACCCAAACCUCCGCCGUGGUGUACUCCCCCGAUUUCCCGGACAGCUACGGGACGGGGCGUGUCUGCUACUGGACCAUCCAGGUGACCGGCGCCUCCGUCAUCAUCUUCAACUUCACCUUCUUCGACAUCGUGGACCAGACGGACAUGGUGGAGCUCCUGGACGGCUACACCAACCGGGUGGUGGCCCGUUUCGACGGGCGGAACCCGCCCCGCGACACCAUCAAUGUCACCGUCGACUUCGUCAUCCUGUACUUCUUCUCGGACAGGACCAAUCAGGCGCAGGGAUUCGCUGUCCAUUACCAAGCACUGAAGGGGCCAGGUGACCGGCCUGAGGGAGACGUGGUGGGGGAGGAAGAGGAGGAGGAGGAAGACACCAGCACGGUGGAGCCCCCCUACGAGGGUGUUACGGAGAAGUCCAACGACAGCCACUCUUCGCAGAUCCUCUAUGUCAUCACGUCCAGCCCCGGCAAGCCGGACCACAACAUGCCAGGUCAGUGGACCGGCCGGAGCAGGACCUGCACGCCCAGCACCAUGUGGACCAUCUACGCCCUCGCUGCUCUCCUGACACUCACUGUCAUCGCCAUGGUGGCCAAACUGCUCUUGCACAUCACAGUGAAGUCUCCGACCAUACCCACCGUCAGCGGCUCAGAGUCCUGCAAUCAGAGCCCCGCCUCGGAGCCCUGGAUCAUCUUCUACCGGCCGUCCACCAUCUCCUUCUUCAAGAAGAAGCUAAAGAAUCACCAUGGCGACCUCAGCCCCCUGGUGGGCAACUAGAGACCCCCGGCCAUAGGUUGCCCUCAGCAGGAAGCGAUCUCCAGGUUGUGCUGGCCCGUCACUUUGGACUUUUGGGGCAGGGGGAGUUAAAAACAAGCUAACAAAAUGACUGAACAGCUAAGUGCCGCGGGGAGGGUGGGGUAGCCGGAGCCAGACCUGGAUACGCCACCGAUCAGGACCACAACUGCACCUGGCACAGAUGGGGUGGAGGGCGGACGAGGAGGUAGGCGGAUGAGGAGACGCCAUCGUUUCCGGUUACCCCCAUUUUGCCUUCCCGUCAGUGUGGGUGCCUUUGACUGUGUCCGGAGCGGAGUUUUUUAGCCAAAGGCACACCCGGCUAGUUCUACUGACAGAGGUUCCACUUGAGUGUUCAAGAACCUUCCCUCUGUUUGGGAAUAAAAUUAAAACAAUGAACGUUGUUUUGUACCACAAAAGGUACGGAAGACAAGGGACGCGUAUGAAACGGUUCCCCAAGAUCCUCCUGAAGGCAGCUGCGGUCACACACUGUUCCACACUGCGGCUUCACGCCCUGGCACGGGGAGAUGGUCCCCGACCAUAUCUCACACUAACACGGUUCACAUACCUCUCCAGGGGCCAGUCCCAACAACCGGCAACAACCGAACACGGCCCUGUACGGAACAGAGGGCACACUUUUUCCAAAAGCUUUUCUUCCGUAGGUUAGCACUUGCUUCCUAUGCAGAUUGCCCUGCUCCCCUGGUGAAGCAAACACCUAUUUGGAGGACUCAUCUCGUUGAUAAAUAACGAGCGUGACAGAGAGAGAUUGUGAUCUUGAUGUUCUCACAGCACAUAACCAAACUGAAAAGACUUGCGCGGGUUAAAGAGUUCAUCUCUAUCGGAGAAUCUGAGUCAGCCAGUGCCAGAGGGUAUGCAGUGUACUUAAAUAAUUGCCAUUUAAACUCCCUUCAGAUGUCGCUAAACUGUCUGUUUUUCCUGGCUGCUAGGGGCUCUGAUCUUUCUGGUUGAACCACGUUCAAGUGCCUUAAGAAUUACAAAGCAAACGUGGGCUUUUUUUUUUUUUUAUCAUCUGGAAUUUGUUUUAUGUCUUCUAAUUUAUUACUUACAGAAAUCAUCUGUAUGACAGUGACAGAUAUAUGUUAAUGGAACAGUGGCUGGUGACAAAAUCUGCUUCCUUCUAUAUAUUUUUUUUAAAUGGUUUUAAAAUGAAAAAUGAUAUCUGUGGAAAUUAGGCUGCGGAAUUAUGCUGUCCAUACUGAUGCCAUGUUGGUACAGGCAAAAGACCUUUUGCUCCAUAGGCUAAUCAGACUGUGUGACUCAUUAGAAAAGCAAGCCUUGCAUUUCAUUGUACUGGCAGCGUAGCCAUGAAUGAACAUGCACAAGGCCUGAAUGUGUUACAUAAAGCAUUAAAACUUUUAAAAAGCGAUUUCGCUGCAAGGGCGUUGGCUCACUGAAAUGGAAUUGUGACAUGCUUACACGUAAAAAAUUGUGUGUUCUUUAGAUGCUCUUUUCCUGUAGCUUAGGGUGUCAAAGCACCUUCUUUUAUCACCAGCAACCUGAUUUUCUUGAUUUCAAAAGCUUGCCGGAGCUGAACACGCUAAGCUUCCCGCAGACGCCAACAUUAGGCUUCAAGGUCGCUGACUGACAGCACUGGAAUGAAUGGACUUGUCAAUUUUGGGCCGUUCCAAUUAAUUACUAGGUCCAUAUUAGCGAGCACGUCACUGCCUGCUGCAAAGCGACGGAGUGGUAAACUGUCAGGUUUGAUGUGUUUAUGGGAAACGCCAGUGGAACACUUAUGCGAGACUUUAUUUUUUAUUUUUAAGCCACCCCUUUUCUGACGAUUGCAUGAAGGAGAACACGGGAGUUUGAGCGCGGAAUGACUGUAUGGGAGAUGCGCUUACGAUUAACCUUAACGGCAAAACGGAGUUACAGUAUAAAAUAUUUAAUUGCAAGCAAUCAUACUGCUGAAAGUUCUUCGUGAGUAGGCUACUUGUAUUGUUUUGGCCGUUUAUGCAAGUUAAAUAAAGAUAAACUGGGGGAAAUGUGCACUUAAAUACCAUUUACACGUCUGUUAGCGGUACUUAUUCAGUUUGCAUGUGGCUCUUCGAAUCAAGUAAUUUAUAACCUCUAGAAAGAAAACGACUAUUCGGUAAAAGCCUGAAACAAAAUGUUCAAUGUAUGAAGCGUUCUGCGAAGUCCAUGUGCACUUAUAAUAAAGACAGGCAUUUUUUAUGCAAAAAGGGACAUUUGACAACAGCAGCAAUAACGUCAUGUUAAGAUUGAUCUGUAAUAGAUAUAGCCUUCCCAAUAUGCUUAAUGCAGGAUUCAUUUUGUACGUCCAACUUUGUCUGGGUGAUGUAAUGCCAUACUUUGGCAACCUGAUCUGCUAUGAGAUAUGUUAAUAAUUGCAAGUCAAUUCACAAAGAUGAGACCGCUAUAGAAUUUGGCAUUUAGAACAGACCAUAUGUACUGUAUCUGUCUUUUCCUGAUGAAGUUGAGAAAAAGGUACCAUUUCAAAUGAGAAUAACUUGCAAUGCAAACCAUGUAAAUUAACUUGGUUAUAAUUAUUUUAGUAUCUACACUCAGUGAGCACUUCAUUAGGUAGACCUGUACACCAACUUGUUAAUGCAAAUAUUUAAUCAACCAAUCAUGUGGCAACAACUAAAUGCAUAAAAGCAUGCCAUUGUGGUCAAUAGGUUCAAAUGAUGCUUAGACCAAAUGUCAGAAUGGGGAAGAAAUGUGAUCUAAGUGACCGUGGAAUGAUUGUUGGGGCCAGACAGGAUGCUUUGAGUAUCCCAGAAACUGCUGAUCUCCUGCAAUUGUCUUGCACAACAGUCUCUAGAGUUUGCAGAGAAUGGUGUGAAAAACAGAAAACAUCCAGUGAGCAGCAGUUUUUUUGGGGCAAAAACCCAUUAAUGUGAGAGGUCAGAGGAGAAGGGCCAGACUGGUCAAAGCUGACAGGAAGGUGACAGUAACACAAAUAACCACACAUUACAAGUGGUAUGCAGAAGAACAUCACACACAACACAUCAAAUCUAGUGGAUAGGCUACAGCAGCAGAAGACCAAUGAGUAAAAAAUAAAAGUAAUAAAUACCUAAUGAAGUUCUCAGUGUAUAGUGCCAUCUCCAGUCCCUCGGUUGACCCAAACUCAUAAUGCCAUGGCAAUCUGAGUACAAAAGUUCCGUGUGCCCUGUGUGUGUCCUGGAAGCACUCAUAUUGCCAGCUAGGUUGUGCAAAUACCAAGAUGAGAAAUGCUAUGAUUGGGAGAAUAUGAGAUCGUAAAAUAUUGUUUUCAUGAAAUUGUACAUAAAAUAGUGAAAAUUUAAUUUAUACAGUAAAUUAUUGUUAUUUUGGAUGUGAAUGGGAUAUAAUCUAUCUUUUGUAUAAGUGAAGUGCAUUUGUAGUCCUAUUUAAUGUGUCCUGUAAAAUAAAUAUGCAUGUUUCUUA
Messenger RNA from Conger conger (European conger), 4970 nucleotides. RefSeq names its product kringle containing transmembrane protein 1 (gene kremen1). The transcript has 9 exons. The record is from RefSeq and is a predicted model, not a curated record. Gene Ontology annotation, biological process: multicellular organism development. Gene Ontology annotation, cellular component: plasma membrane. The coding region runs from base 135 to 1547 and encodes 470 amino acids. NCBI's taxonomy places the organism in Eukaryota, Metazoa, Chordata, Actinopteri, Anguilliformes, Congridae.